This is a messenger RNA of Trichoderma aggressivum f. europaeum, 3672 nucleotides long. RefSeq lists its product as uncharacterized. Bases 1 to 3672 code for a protein of 1223 amino acids. The transcript has a single exon. Lineage: Eukaryota; Fungi; Ascomycota; Sordariomycetes; Hypocreales; Hypocreaceae. The record is from RefSeq and is a predicted model, not a curated record.
AUGGGUAUCUACCCUGGCGGCAAAAGCGUUCGCAUCGACUCUCCCCGCCACCUCACUAUUCGACAUGCUCGUCGCCUUGUGUCUGCACAUCAACGCAAUGUUCGACUUGCUCUUCAAAGCUCUGGAGCCCUUCAAGAUGAAGGAGAGAGCAGUGAAGAAGAAAUUGACCCCUUACCGGAAGGGCAGCAGAAGCUCAACUCAUACUGGGCGCCUGGUCUGGAGGCGGGCAAGGAACAUAUUGUCUCUGUAGAACAAGACAUUAACCCAAACACUACAAAAAAGGGCAGCAAGAAACUGCACCUGACAGCUGAGCAAGGCUUCUUUGUUGACGCUCCUCAGUUCUCGCUGCCUGACGGGAGUGUUCACUCGACAUAUCCUCCCGCGGGCUACAGCGAUGAUCACAGAAUCUUGCCGCACAUUGUCCUCACGGACCCUCACCUUCCAUGGGAGCGCUUGGGCAGCCCAAAACAGGGCACCAACGCCGAGUUGAGGGAGAAGGUGAGGCUGAUGGCUCUGGGUUCUGGAGAACCAGCGGUGCGCAAUCGUGUACCUUGGCUGGUGCUGCUUUCUUUUGAUCAGAGCGAACUGCGUCUGCCUCCUGAGGAUCUGGACAAAAUCUUCAGUGCCACGAGCGAUGGUGUCAUCAAGCCCGUCAAGCAGUCCUCUACCAUGACUGUCAACACGAGCAUCGCAGAUCUGUGGAAACUGAGCAGCGAUGUCAUCACGCCAGUAACACCAGACCUGGGCCCAGAGUCCAUGAAGGACAGCCGGGGAGAUUUUAUCUUCGUCCAGCCUGAAAUCUUCAAGAGCUUCUUUUCCACGUGGGACAAAGACAACAACAGGGUGAUUCCGGCGAACAACAAGGCAGAUACUCUACAGUAUCAGUAUCUGGCACAUGUACGUAAGAUCAACGGCGCCGGCAUGGCCCUCGCGGGGGUAGAAAAUACCGCCGUCUUCAGCAUCGUCAUCGGAAACAGAACUGGCCCUCUAGACAAUCAGACGCCAACAACCAUGUGCGCACAUCUCGUGUCAAUUGAAGGCGUGGAAGACAUGGCGUUUCCCAACGAUAGCCAACGCUAUGUAGCUCUCUGCUCGCUCUAUAGCUGGAACUAUACGGUGCUGCCGCCCGAUACUCUCAACGUGCCCGAUGCCUUUGAGCAUCUUGGCAGAACUUUGGAUGUUCUGCGCGCUCCGGAGAGUAUUAUCAAGCCUCUACGAGAUGCUCCUGACAAGAUCCGACAGCGCGUUGCCAGUCGCCUUGACGACGGUUACACGCUGGUCAAGUAUCGCACGCAGACGGGUGAACCAACAGUUGCGCUAUACAGAGGGCCAUUUACGCCCACAGAUGUGCCAGAUCUAGCUCACUUGACCAAGUCCUCAAACUCCAGUGUUGAUCUCCAGAUCCUGGACAAAGAGGUUGGCAUUAUGGAUAUUACCUAUUCGAUAGCAUGGCAGACUGGUCGCACCAUGGCUCUCGGCGACGAAGUCUUUACUGCUGCCCUUAUUAGGCUGAGAACAGCUAUUCAUGGACCUGCCAUGAAGGCAGUCAAGCUGCAGAUGAUCAAGGAUAUCAACGACGUCUCGUUUCGAACAAAAGACGAAGUGCUUGCAGACCUCCCUGAAGUGAUCCAGAGCCUUGCGAAUAUUCACAUAAGGCGUGACGAUGGCAAUAACUUUGCGCCUCCAAUGCCUGGACAGCCCUUUUUCUCCCCUGGAGGAGCCAAGAAACGCUGGUUCCGCCCGAAAAUGGGUCGCUCUGAUCUUCCAAAUAUGUCCUUUACCGAUCUGGACUUUGAGCAAAGGUACAAGGCCGCGGCGGUAGACGUUGCCCGUAGGCUUGCAGGGAGUAAGUCGGAGGGUCUAUUGUAUGAUGAGACCAAUGACCCAGUAUCGACGGACUGGAUGAUUGUGCUCUCGUGGCUCGUUGACAAAAUGUUCCUGUCGGGUGUCCCCGCGCACAGUUUGAUACCGGAUCCAACGUAUCUGGGCCCAGAAAGCCUGAGAUUCUUCCGCAUUGAUAAGAACUGGAUCGAUUCCAUGAUUGAUGGUGCUUUGUCGUUAGGCAACCAUUCGCUCGUCGACGACGAUCGGAUUGGCAUCAAGGACGCGCUCAAUGCCUACAUCAAUAGCGUACCUCAAGGAGCUAAACAUAAGAUUCAGAUCCCUGCCUAUGGCUUCUACCUGCGAUCCGACUUGGUCACCAUGUUUCCUGAUCUUCGCGUAGAGGUACUCCCUGAUGAAGAGGCUCUUCUCGCUGCUGGCGAGGAGCCUCCAGCUGGCGCUCCACUCCUCCGCCACAACAUUGUCGCGGAUGGCAUCAUGAUGGGCUUCAUGGACCGCCUGCCAGGAUCAAACCAGUUUGGCCAGCUAGUCUUUACGCAGCCAGCUCACCAGCAGCGGUAUGCCGUGGCUCGUGGACUCGACGUCAAAGGAAUCAAAGUCAAUAUACGCAAACAGUACACGGUGGACCAAAAGACUCGUGAGACAGAUGAUAGCAGGCAUGACAAACUUACACAGAUCAACACCGUCCCCACGGACAAAGACAACAUCUUCAUCUGGGGGUCAAAGCCAGGGCAAGGCCUCAAUGACCUCCGCAUCUUGCGUCUCCCAAAGUACGCAAACGUGCAGCUGGAGGAGCUCGAGAAAUGGAAACAGACUGCCCCUGAUGGGACGCCUUACUUUCAGGAUAAUACGGCAACCUCGGCGCUCUUUUCUAUGCAGUUGAAUGAUCCCGUCUACAAGCUCACCAUUGACCUCAAGGGCCAUCCAGAGAAAAAGACCCUGGCCGCUCUUGGCCCGUCGAGUGGCCCUAGUGCUCCUCAAGUCAGAACGCUGAGACAGCUGGAACCAGCUCGAAUGGCGAUGCAUCCCGGUUAUAGACAAGGGGGCAGUGGCGUCUCCUCUCAACUUACACGCCAUGGUGAUGACGACGACGACGAAGGUGCAACGGGGGCAACCUUUCAACGUCAUGGGGAAUAUGUGCCUACGGCGAAGGCCCUUGCAAAGAACUUGGCACCCCAUGUCCGCCACAUCCCAACCAUCUCAGCUCACAAACUGCCGAAGCCAAGCGAAGCCAUCUCAUCAUUUGCUGGGCACAAGCCACGCGAUAAGUUUAGCGACUCAGCAAGUACACCAAGGUACAGAAUCACCGUCAGCAGCAACAUCGGCACCCACUGGGACGUCAUCACUCUCCGCAAGCCAAACUUGCAGCAAGACAUCAUCUUUGCCGUCUCUGUGGAGCAGAACCAGAGCAACCAGUACAUGCUCGCAGAACUCGACAUUCAGAUCAAGCUCGGUCCAGCCAAACAACCGGACAACUACUUGAUGCCGACUUACGAAGGCACCGGCGCCAUCAUGUUGACCAAUCUCCGCUUCAACGUGCUGCCCCAGAUUCUGGAUGAUGGCGGUCAGCGGGUGUUGCGCCUGCGAGUGUUGCCGCGUGCCGCCAAAGGCUGGAUUGACAUUGGCACGGUCAAGGAGCUCGGCUUUAUGCUGGGGCUCGCCCAGGUUAAUGAAUCACUGGGUGAUCCGACCCAGGUGGAGUUGGAUGUGUGGGCAAUCUACUGUAAAGAUGCGCAGAAUCCCAAGUUGGGAGACGAUAAUACCGUCAAGGUACCCAAUUCACUUACGACGAGGGUCACGGUGUUUGACAAUCCGCAAUGGGUGCAGUAG